This is a messenger RNA of Rotaria sp. Silwood2, 2982 nucleotides long. The record is from the annotation of a GenBank genome assembly. Lineage: Eukaryota; Metazoa; Rotifera; Eurotatoria; Philodinida; Philodinidae.
AUGGAUGUGUUUCUUUAUGAUCUAGAUCAGGCUUACAGAACAGGUCAACUCCCGACAGAUAACAACUCACUUUUACGUUAUCUUGAUUAUGCUACCAUUGAACAACAUAGUUCAAUGACUGCUGCAAGCAUGUUUUGGUCAGAUGCACUUCGAGCUUGUAAAAUCGAUCACUCAUUACCCUUACCAUUUGAUCGAUAUCGUCUUUCGGAUGAACAUCGAACAGGUCGUGGAACAUGUAUCUCUUUCGAUUUUGGUGAAGAUCUUUCGCGAGCUCUUAUCACUUAUUCAUCAUCAAAUGACAUAACACCACGACAGCUGACACUUGCUAUUUAUUAUGUUUUCUUGUUUAAAUUGACUAAUGGAGAAAGUGAUUUAUGCAUUGGAAUGAACACAAAUGAAAGAUAUAAAGAAGAGUUGAUGUUAGUGAUUGGAACGUUUGUUAAUGCUAUUCCUUUGCGAUGCCAACUAGAUCCUCAUUGGUCUUUCUCUCAAUUAAGUCAUGAUGUUAAAGAGAUAAUUACAAAUAGUUUGAAGCAUUCUUAUUUUCCUCUUCAACGGAUCCUAACUCAACAUUCCAAUGUCGCAAAACCUGCAUUUCUUCAGACAUCAUUUGAAUUUCUACCAUAUACUGCUACAAGUAGCAAGAAAGAAGUCAUGAUUGGAAAUGCUCGAUUUGUUGGUGCACCCUUUUCAAUCGACAUUGGCGAAGAUGAAGUACUGAGCAAACUCGAUUUCACCCUUACUAUACAACAUGAUAUGGAUAGUAAUCAACUUUCAUGCGAACGUUGCUCUGCAAAACUUAUUAAGUUAUUAGAGAGUAAUAUAGACGAAAGAUGCCAUAUAUGGAAUUUAUGUGGUCCAGCUGAAACAACCCUACAAUCUAUAUUCCAUCGAGUGAACUCAAAGGCAGACAAAGAGAUUAUUCCACUUGGUGUACCACUUCCUAAUUAUCAUUGUAAAAUUCAAGAUGAUUUUGCGCAGCUUGUGAUAGUAAAUCAAGAAGCAGAAGUUUUAAUAGCCGGAGUAGGCAUCUUCGCUGCAUAUCUUGGCCGUCAUGAUCUGACAGCAAAGGCCCUUGUUGAAAUUGAUGGUGAAAUAUUUUAUCGAACAGGUGAUCUUGUUAGAAUCGAUCACAACGGUCUUCUUUAUUAUCACGGAAGAAAAGAUCAUCAAAUCAAGCUACAUGGACAACGUAUUGAGCUUGGAGAAAUCGAACAAUGUUUACUAAAGACAUCAAUUUCAGCUUGUGUUGUUAUCAAAUGGGGUGAUGAUCAUUUGAUUGCUUAUGUUCAAAGCUGUGAUGUCGAUACAGAACAACUCCAUCAACAUUGCCAAUCUCAUCUUCCACCUCAUAUGAUUCCAUCGAUGUUUCUCGUAAUGGAGAAACUUCCUACAAAUGCAAACGGAAAAAUAGACCGAAAACUUCUUCCAAUACCUGACUUUUCGCUGUUGACAAACAUCGAUCAUACUAAUUUGAUGCCGUUAACGCCCUUGGAAGAACAUCUACAGCGCAUAUUUAGUCAGGCAUUUCACAGUAAGUCACCAAAUAUGAAUAUACCGUUUCGACAAUUAGGCGGUACAUCACUUGAUGCUAUACGAGCGCUAGUGCUCAUUCGACAAGAAAUAUGUACAAAGGUUGAUGCUGGUCUCUUAUUUGCGAAUCCAUCGAUUCGACAACUUGCACGAGUCAUUGAACCAUUAUUGAUCACAUAUGAUGAAUCAUCAGCCACAACUACUGCUCUGCAAUUGCAAGAAGAUCAAGAUCGAUCAAUACCAUCAUUGUUUUGGUUGAUCUGGACAUUAAUAAGUUUUUCUAUGGCCUUAGUUUUAUUAAAGUUUAUUGUAGGAACUAUCACUUCAGGAUAUUAUUCAAUCAAUUCUUAUGAUUACUUGCACAAAUUGUGGUUACGUCAAUUAAUUAUAACAUCAUUUCAUCACGCAUUAGGUUUUCUACCAUCAUACAAUAUUCUUUCAUCUUUCAUUUUACGAUGGUUAGGUGCUCAUAUUGAAGACAAUGUCAAACUUGCUGAAUUUCAACAAAUAUUACGUUUUCCAUCAAAUCUGCUCAAUAUAGAGCAUGGUGUGACAACAUUUGGUAGAGCUAGUCUCACAUCAUUCACCAUGACCAAAGAGGGUCUUUGUUAUGUUGAUGAAAUAUAUCUUGGUUCAGAUACGAAUCUUGGUAAUGGAUGUACAAUUAUGCCAGGAACAACACUUCCUUCCAAAAUAAUCGUUGGAAGUCUAACGUUGGUUACACAAAAAUACACUAGUGCACAAAGUAAUUGUGUAUUACUCGGUAUUCCAGCUCGUGAAAUGCCCUUUGUAAUCCCUGAUGAUACAUCUGUCAUAAAUGAUUUAUCAUCUUUGAACUCUUCAUCUAUCUAUAGUCUAUUGUUCGUCUGUCUUAGUUUCUUUAUAAGCAAGUAUUUAUUCAUUGCUUUGUAUUUAUCAUCACCAGUUGCUGUUGCACUAUUUAUUCAUGCAAUACUUUUUUGUGCAAUCUACCAGUAUUCGAUCUUGAUUACAAAAAGACGCUCACACUUCACGUAUUCAGAGGUUAUUACUCAUCAACAAUACUUUCUCUUUAAAUUGAUGAGUGAGUUUUCUACUUUUAUCGGACCAUAUCUAUCAGGAACACAACUUCUUCCUUUCCUUUUUCGUAUGCUUGGUGCUCAAAUUGGAUCUGAUGUAAUUCUGCCUGACAUUCGUUGUAUUACUGAUCCACAUCUUGUAAAUAUUGGUGAUUAUGUUCGCCUGAAUAUGGGUGCUUAUAUACAAGCUCAUACAUUCGAACAACGUAUAUUGAAAUUGGCACCAAUUACUGUAAAUCAUCGUAGCGUGCUGAUGUCUAAUACAUUAAUACUUCCUGGAGCAACACUCCAAGGACAAAAUCAUAUCUUACCAUGGACACUUGUGAUGAAAGAUGAUCAAUUGCCACCUAACACAAAGUGGUCUGGUGUACCUGCUAAACAAGUUCCCUAA